AUGGCCGCUGCCGUCUUCCUGCACAAUGCUAUCUUCACCGCCGACCCACCACCCCCGGCCUCGCUCGCGCACCGCGCGCCCAACCGCCGCGGGCCACACGACCGCACGCUCUCCUCCGUGUCGACCGUCACCCUUACAACAUCCACGUCAGAACACUCCCACCCCACCGAGCCCUUGAUCCACCCCGGCGGCUCGGAGUCCUCUGUCUACCUCGACUUGCUCGCACGACAGCCCACACAUCCCAGCAGCGCGCCGGAACCAAGACCGCAGGGGUUGACAUUGCAGGGUGAUCCUGUUACUCCAAGAGAGCGACGAAGUCUUUGGGAGCGGUCGGUGCGGAAGCGGUUACAGAGGUUACGAUGGACAGGACGGGUCUUGCUGGGUGUAAUAUGCAGCUGGGCGGUGUACAACACGGUGCGCUACUACGUCGGCGCGAUGCUACAUCUCUACCGGGACCGCCAGAUCAUCAACCUUGUCCUCGGCUCCUGCGCCGCGAUGUCCCUCGCGUGCCUCCUCGUCUCUAUCAUUAUCGCUGCGUCGGCCCCUCACUUCGGCUGGUACUACCGGCCACGGUCGACCCACGUUCUCUUGCAAGACUUCCUAGAUUAUUCAUCCUCCCUCUGUCUCUUUGCGCCUGCUGUAGUGAACUUCGUGUUGGUUUUUCUAUGGAGGGACGCGUCAGAUACCGUCAACAGCCUCCGUGGCAGGUGUCACUGGGACAUCGACGUUGUCUGGUCUGGGAUUGGCGGCCAAUGUGAUCCCUCCCCUGCGUGGGGCUACUGGCUUGCGGGUGCACUCAUUCGACUGCUGGUGACCGGCGUGAUCCUCAUCGCCUACCACGCCGUGUCCUACAAGUACAUAGUCACACGACAACCAUCGCGCCGCAGACAUACGUCGAUCUUUCGCCAUUCCACCUCCUCGUUCCCGCCUCCAUCCACGCGCACUGGCACGACCGCGUCGUCACGCAGCUUCCACCCCGUGAACACGGCAACCACCGCGUCGAGCACGACGGCCCCCGUGUCCGCCGAAGGCAGUCAAUCCCCACCUGCGAUGCGCGACCGCGCGGUGAGCCUCACGAACAGCGAGCCGCGCGCCCUGCGCAGUGCCCGGUCGCGGAUCAUGUCGCAGGACGUGUCCCCUGCAGGGUCCAAGGUCAUCCGACGCGCUGUGUCUGCCACCGCGCUGAAGCCGAGCGGACGCCAGGAGCCCGUGCGCGAGAUGUCGCCGACGUCCUCGACGUCGUCCGACGAAGACCUCUCUGAAUUCGGAGUCGAGGACCGCUUCGGGCGCCCGCUGCACCGGUUCCCCGGCUCGUCGUACUCCUCUGUGCCCAUGGCGAGCCCCUCGCGCCCCGAGGGCAGCAGCUCGGGCGCUGACGCGUGGGACCCCGUGCCCGACGCGGAGCUCAACACGUUCGCGGUCCAGUUCCGCGCGCUCGUCGAGCAGGUCACGCGCGAGACAGACGAGGCGGUCCAGUACGCCCAGCACGACCAGUACACUUCUGCAGGGUACUACUCGGGGGCUGAUCGGCAGGACGCGGCGCACGUCGUCGUCGGGCGCACAAUCCACCGAAUGCCGACCAUUGAGUCGCUCGGCUCGCAUGAGGUGAUGAGCCUCGCGAGUACCCGCGGGGUCUCGCGGCCGUCGACGCGCUCGAACACGCUCACUGGGCUGGACGUACCUCCAAGCCGGAGCAACAGUCGGUCGAAUAGCCUCGACGCCGCCGUCUCGCUCUCCUUGUCGCUCGAUGUCCCUUUGAAUGGCGGCGACCGGGGAGGUGCGGAGAUGGGCGAGCUUGUGCCCAGUCCAACGACGAGCACGCACGGCGCGAUGCUCCUCGGCAGCAAAAGCACUGGAUCAUACCACACCGCGUCGAGUACGAGGAACGAAGGGGGACCGGAGGAGAGAUGAGGGGAGAGGGGGGGAAGACGGUGGGUCGGAGGCUCCCCGGUGCGCUGUCGCACCUCGGAUGGUCCCCGUGCACGUCUGCCAUCUCGGCCAAACGUCGCCUGCAACUCAUACCACUUAGCGGCCCUCGCUGCUGCGUCAUCAUCGCCAUGGACUCACUUUUGGACGAUCGUCAUACCAGGACUGAUGCUGGACGGAUCUGCCCGCCUAUACCUUACUUAUGGAAUCCCUGUACGCCGCCCCUCCUUUGCUCGUGCUGCACUUCACGCUCGCUCGCUUACCACGCACGCU
Messenger RNA from Trametes versicolor FP-101664 SS1, 2199 nucleotides. RefSeq lists its product as uncharacterized. The record is from RefSeq and is a predicted model, not a curated record. Lineage: Eukaryota; Fungi; Basidiomycota; Agaricomycetes; Polyporales; Polyporaceae. The transcript is spliced from 3 exons. The coding region runs from base 1 to 1911 and encodes 636 amino acids.